AUGGACCAGUUUGCCACAAGCUCUGCCAAGUUGAAAGCGGUAUUGCCAGCGUGCGCUGAAACUCACAACGCCACUGCCUUUUUCAAAUUCACAGGCGACGACCACACGGUAUAUUUGCAAACUAUCGACGGUGUAAGCCUGAGGGAUAUAGACGAGCUCGGGAUGGACAAUCGAGAGGGCAAUGAAAGAGUUGCAAAGGCCGAUGCCUUCAUGCGUUGUAUAUGGGAUAGUGGUGCUGAUUGUCUGUUCGCUCCGUCAGAAAACACGAUAAAAUAUGAUGAAGUGAUGAACGAUACUCCAGAAAGCUGGGCCCAGGCUGCUGAGGGAGCAGCAGAUUCGUACUUUCGAAUGCAGCAGUAUGUGAACCAUCAUCAUCCGGAAGCCUGCAUUCCCUGUGAAUCGGAGCCACUAUAA
Messenger RNA from Candidozyma duobushaemuli, 414 nucleotides. RefSeq lists its product as uncharacterized. Bases 1 to 414 code for a protein of 137 amino acids. The record is from RefSeq and is a predicted model, not a curated record. Lineage: Eukaryota; Fungi; Ascomycota; Pichiomycetes; Serinales; Metschnikowiaceae. The transcript has a single exon.